AUGGCCGACAAAGAUGCUUAUGUUAACGACGGGGGUGACAAGGUGCAAGUUAGCUCCACCUCCGCCAGUAACGAGGAUGGCCUGAAACUCAUUCGGGACGCCGCCCGUUCGCUGCCGCCUGACGCCGUGAAAAACUUAUUGUCCAAUGGAGUUUGUGGGCGAUGCAUUUUCUGGCUGUUCAGUAUUCACCAGCACCUCCUUCCUUGUCCUUCGAUUUCCAGCUCAGCUCUGAGUGCAAUUCUUCGGGAAUCAGCAGAAACGGAGGGAGGUGUAGCAGAUCAUCCAAAUAAUCUGGAUUCUGUUAAAGAGUUAGAGGAAGUUGAAGUAUGUAAAAUCUGUCUUGGUAUCAUGCAGUUUGUGUACUGCGAUGCCAAGGAAAUGUUGGCAAAAAAAGGUUCUGCUAUCGAUUUUGCCACAACAAUUGCUGAUGUUGUAAAGCUAGAGGGCCAUCAAAUUGAAAGUUUCUCUCUUGAGCUGUCACUGCCCCCAAUUAUCGUGGAUAAUGAAGAAUCAAUUUGGUCGUACAUGAAAAAGACAUACGAGUCCAAACCUUGGUACCGUGAACAGUUUCCAUCUCAAAGGAUCACCAUUAAAGAUUUCUUAAGAUUGUCCCUGACAAAUCCUCUUGAAAUGUUGUUGGAUGUGAAAUCUAAUCCAAGCUCUUUCCAUAUUCGUUUGACAUACAAACUCUCUGAUGCAUCACCAAAUGAGCAGCUUAUUAGCAAGGGGAAUGAAUGCAAUAAGAGGAGAAAAAUAGAUGAAAAUGAUGACUUGAAGAAGCAUGGUAAUGUUGAAGGACAUGAAUUCCGUAAAAGGUCUUCAAACGAGUUGGGUGAUAACAAGUUUGGUGGCUUAACAUUCCCCCUGGAGAAGGUCAGUCGAUGCUGCUCCUUGAUCAUCCAGUGCUACAGAACUUCUAUCUACAUUGGUGGGAGAUAUCUUAAGUACUCAAGAAAAGUCAGCCAGACACGUUGGAUUAUUGACGACGAAAGGAUGGGAGAAGCAUCUGUUGAGGAAAUUGUUGGUGGCACCAUCCUUCCCAUAUGCCAGGGUGACAGUUAUAAAUUUCAUGCUGCAGGCAGAGAAGAUAUUGAUGUUCGGAUGCUGGGUACAGGGCGGCCUUUUCUGGUUGAGAUCCAAAAUGCACGCCAAGUUCUUUCUGAGGUGUUAAUAAAAGAUAUAGAAAAAAAAAUAAAUAGCACGGAAACUAAAUAUGUUAGGGUAAAGAAUCUCAAGGAAUUUGGUAGUCAGGGGUGGGCGCUGAUGCGCGAAGGAGAAUCUGAGAAGCAGAAGCAGUACGUUGCAGUUGUGUGGAUUUCUCGUCCACUUGACGACAAUAAUGUGCAGACAGUAUCAUCACUCAAGGACAUACAAAUUUUGCAGAAAACACCUGUAAGAGUUCUCCAUCGUCGAAGUUCAUUAGUGCGUGAGAAAAUUAUCCAUUGGAUGAAAAUUGAAAGGAUAGCUGGAAGUUCUCAGUAUUUCCUAUUGCACCUGUGUACUCAGGCUGGAACAUACAUCAAGGAAUUUGUUCACGGGGAUCUUGGACGCACACAUCCUAGUAUUGGUUCGAUUUUGGGAUGCAGAGCAGAGAUAUUGCAACUUGAUGUGACAGAUGUGAAGAUGGAUUCCUUCCAGAGUUAA
Molecule: messenger RNA, 1644 nt
Organism: Fraxinus pennsylvanica
Lineage: Eukaryota; Viridiplantae; Streptophyta; Magnoliopsida; Lamiales; Oleaceae
Source: the annotation of a GenBank genome assembly